This is a messenger RNA of Owenia fusiformis, 2678 nucleotides long. NCBI's taxonomy places the organism in Eukaryota, Metazoa, Annelida, Polychaeta, Sabellida, Oweniidae. The record is from the annotation of a GenBank genome assembly.
GGAAGAAAUUACAAGAAGCAAAGCUAAAUAAUGAAUAAAUAAACAACGAAGCAAAUUGGACUUUGAGAUUGAUGUAGAUGACGACAUAGAUUGUUUAGAAGAGACGUUUAACAGCACAUGUUACAAACUACUGAAAAACAGUGUGGGUAACUAAAAGAAAGUGCAGUGGCAGAAUCUUGAUUGUCUAUUAGUUCUUACAAACAGAGAGAGUGGUCGAAACCGAGGCUCAAUUAGGGAUGAAGCUCGCCUGCUGGAAGUCAUUAAAGCGAGGAUGUGGAGUUAUGAACACAGCGGAAAGGCUUUUGGUGGUGCUCCUCAUACUAAUAGUAAUAUGCGACGCCGGUUUUCCGUGUCCAUCGGAGUGCCAGUGCACAACAUUUACGAGGAAUGUCAACUGUGAAUUUAGGAAACUUACAAUUAUUCCACUUGGACUUCCAGGAUACACUGAAUUUCUGUAUCUGCCGAGCAACAAUAUUAGCACCCUAGAGAAUCCACAUGCCUUUCAUGGACUAGUGGCCAUUCGAGUUCUCAUUCUCCGUCAUAAUGCCAUGCGGACAAUUAAUAAAGGAAUAUUCAGAACGCUCAAAACCCUGGUGACGUUGGAUCUUUCGUCAAACAUGCUAACGAGAGUUAAUAAAGGUAUGUUUUAUCGAUUGUCAAAUCUAACACACCUCUAUUUAAGCAACAAUCGACUUGGAGAGGGAGGGGUUGAAGCUAGUGCCUUUACUGACACUCCAAAUUUGGAAUACCUUAGUCUUAGAAAUAAUGGCAUUUCCUACCUCCACGAUGAUGUCUUCAAAGGCCUUAACAAACUACUGACGCUAAACCUUGGUGAAAAUAAGUUGGGGACACUUGAUGACUACAUUUUCAAAUUUUCUCCAAACUUAGCGAAUUUGUAUAUCGAUAGUAACAGGAUAACAGUAAUAUCAAGGGAAUUCCGAAAAUUGAAACAUAUGAAAGUUUUGAAUCUUAAUAACAACAAUAUUCAAACCCUCCUCCAUGAUACGAUACCUCAGACGUUGGGACUUAAUUUACACAUAAAGGAGAAUCCGUUCCAUUGUAGCUGUGAAAUGAAGUGGAUUAAACGUACCAUUAAAGAAACGGCCAUGAAGGUCGAUGGUUAUUGCCUCACUCCGGAAAUUCUAAAUGGAAAACAUUUCGCCCAGAUUCUCGAGCAGGACUUUGCCUGUAAACAACCGCAAUUCGUAAAUCAUAACCCAUGCAGAGUUACACGUGAAGGCAGUAAAGUGACUGCAUUAUGCACAGCUGCUGGUAAUCCAGCACCUACUAUAUCUUGUACCAGCCCAUAUGGUGUGAAUCACGUACAGAAACCAUCGAGCGACAAAAGUGUCAAUCGCACCAUAGCAUCUUGGAAAUUCGACUUAUCUAACCCAGCUAUGAAGAAAGACUUUUUUACGUGUAACGCAAGUAAUAUAGCAGGUCACAUGUCACAACCAGUUCAAUUAAUUUUUGUUGCCCAGACACGCUCGGGCACGUCUGGGGUUGAUUCCAACACAAUGAACAUAUUAACAAUACUCAUUCUCACUAUUUGCAUUUUUCAAAUCAAAGUAAGAUAAUUUACCUAAAGCAAUGUCCAGCGGAUACAUAUACUUUGAUUAUAUCGCUAGCUAAAUGCCUUAAAAAAUGGCAAAUUGACCGCAAAGGAAUAGGAUAAUAGGGGUUUAGAAUGCUUGACCAUGUUUCAAAGCACUGUAAUAUUGGAUCAGACCAGAAAUAGAGACAAUGAACAGUGAAUGAGUUAUCACCUUUGUGGCACAUGCUUCACAAAUAGGAAGGAACAUGUACUCUGCCAAUCCUAAUUCAAACUAAAAUAAUUUCCUGGUUUAUAGAAAGAAGUCCAAUGGAGAGUUGGAGUUGGCGGUAAUUAUAUAAUAUUUCGUUCAAAUUUACAUUCCUUCGUUGAUAGUGACUAGUGGCUAGAUGUAGAUCAAUAAUUUGGAUAGAUAUUAAUAUUAUUAUCAUCAACUUGAACUCUGGAAAAAAUACAAUAGGGUAUACAUGUAGAUAGGGUAUAUAGUGUUUAUACGAUUUUGAACCCCUACCUGGACAUCCAUGAAUCUCCCAGCGAAGUGAUAUUUGACGCUCCCAAGUCUGAGGCCACAGUCGCACACUUGUCCCAAUAAAUGGACUUCCCAAGAAAUGUGUUCGAAUUGUGUUGUAGUCAGAAUUUCCAUCAAAUACCUAAAAUAUAAUGUCUAUUAAUGCAAGCUGGGGAGUUUUGAUAUGAAUUCCUUAUCAUGAUGUUUCAAAACUAAUUGAUAUGCUUCUCUGGCCUACUGUGUAUAUGAUGCAUCAUCAUUUUGUUAUUAAUGAAACAAUGACCUCGAAUAUUAUUCCUCUUUGGAUUAUUCACCUUGAGUCUGGACUUGCAUAUGAUGUUAUUUAAAGAAGGCCACGAAUCGAUGUAUGGUAUUAGAUCUAUCUAUAUUGUACUUAGAAAAGGCGUCUUUGCAAAAUUGUGUUCUACAUAUUAAUGACAUAUCAAUAUGUAUACUACUGACCGAUGCACUGCAAGCAACUAGUGUCCUUAGCUUGUUGCUUUAAAUAUUAGAAACAGGGACGAUUGGCUCUGAGAGAUACCACUCAAUAUUUUCCAACAAUGAAGAUGUCAGAAUGUCGUUAUUUCCUGACAUUAAAACUGGCUAUGAAUUCAUAAU